Messenger RNA from Olea europaea var. sylvestris, 674 nucleotides. Its product is annotated as protein SPIRAL1-like 3. Gene Ontology annotation, biological process: cortical microtubule organization. Gene Ontology annotation, cellular component: cortical microtubule, transverse to long axis. NCBI's taxonomy places the organism in Eukaryota, Viridiplantae, Streptophyta, Magnoliopsida, Lamiales, Oleaceae. The transcript is spliced from 3 exons. Bases 135 to 470 code for a protein of 111 amino acids. The record is from RefSeq and is a predicted model, not a curated record.
AGAAAAUGUACUAUUUUCACUGUACGCGUUAUUCCUUCCACAGAUAUAGCAAUAAUAGAUUCAUAGUAGCAUCUCUCUCCCUCGUUCUUUUCUCUGCAGAUCUGAUCCCCGAUUACACAGAAUUUUAAGUUAGAAUGGGUCGUGGAGUUAGCAGCGGCGGGGGACAGAGUUCCCUUGGGUACCUUUUUGGAAAUGGUGAGGCUCCAGCCCCAACUCAGAAACCUGCUGCAGCCGAAGCCCCUGCUCAGAACCCAGCUCCGGCGGUGAGCAAGGGGGAAUCAGAGAAAACUCCUGCUGAUGUUAGUAAACAGAUUCCAGCUGGAAUUCAGGGAAACCAAAAGAAUAACUAUUACAGAGCUGAUGGCCAGAACACUGGAAACUUUCUCACGGAUCGACCUUCUACUAAAGUCCACGCUGCCCCCGGUGGUGGAUCUUCCCUCGACUACCUGUUUGGUGGUGGCAGCAAGUAAUGCUUUGUCUCUAUGUUAAAAGAUGGAAUUGCUAUGUACUGUUCAUCUAAGUCGUGUUUCUGUUUUUGGGCCGACAAUAAUUUCGUCUUUUAAUUUUUUGUGUCAUUCUGAAUUGUAACAUAGUCACUUCUCCAAAUCUGGGAAUUCAAUUUACAUACGUUGAGCCUCGUGAUUGUAAUCUUCAAUGAAGUUUCUUUCUGUUCA